AGAAUGGGAAGUAGUUCCUCAAGAGCAACUGCAGCCCCACCAAGAACCGUUCCCACUACUACCCCUGCACCUACCACUGCACCUACCACUGUGCACACCUCUGUGGUUGACCUGAGAGCUUCAGAAGUCAAUUGUUGGAUCAAUAACCAUGAAAUACUCUACCUAUCCCUAGCCUUCACCUCUGGCCUCCUGACAGCUGUUCUGGUUGUUGCCAUCCUCUACCUCCUCAGAAAAAAGUAUAAGAGGUCCCAGCAGCACUUACAAGAGCAAAUUCCCUCCCAGACAGUGACUGAGGAAUCUGCUAAGAACACCCAGAACGAGGUUGCCUACUCCUCUUUGGUCUUCCAUCAGAAGCGGACACCAGUGGCUGUGUGAUGAUGAAGCUGCCAGUGAAAUGCAGCUGUUUGCACUUCCUGAACACCAAAAGCUACCAGAAGUUUCUGUCAAGGUCUAGGGUGCUCUGAGAAAUGCCAGUGCUGCCGUGUGUCCCAUCAGUUCCUUUUCCAAAGGGAACCUCAUGGUUCCUAUUCCAAACUGCUGCCACCAGGGGUGGACAAAACUUCUUUU
Indicator indicator is the source of this 567-nucleotide messenger RNA. It is a transcript of the gene C35H1orf162, whose product is annotated as chromosome 35 C1orf162 homolog. The transcript is spliced from 5 exons. NCBI's taxonomy places the organism in Eukaryota, Metazoa, Chordata, Aves, Piciformes, Indicatoridae. The coding region runs from base 4 to 375 and encodes 123 amino acids. The record is from RefSeq and is a predicted model, not a curated record.